AUAUAAAAAACAUAGUUUGAAACACUCUUCCUUAAACCCUAGUUCGUUCUUUCUUUUGCGAUUCUUCGUUCCUCUCGCUUCUCUCGCUCCUACUACCACCAGUGAAAGAUGGGGAAUCAGAAGCAGAAGUGGACGGCUGAGGAAGAAGACGCUCUCCACCGUGGCGUCCAGAAGUACGGCGCAGGCAAGUGGAAGAACAUCCUCAAAGAUCCCGAAUUCGCUCCUUCCCUCACGAGCCGUUCCAACAUCGAUCUCAAGGAUAAAUGGAGGAAUUUAAAUGUUGGCACUGGUCAAGGCUCCAAUGUUAAGUCUAGAACUCUCAAGCCCAAACUACCAGCACCUUGUGCAGUUACAACUCCUGAUCCUACUGUGCAAGAUGUUGCUCCUGUGCAAAAUGCUACUCCUAAGAUUCCAUCUCAAAAUUCUUCUGAAAAGGAUCAUGAUGUCAAAGUUCCUCCUCGGUACAAUGGAAUGAUAUUUGAAGCUUUAUCGACGAUCCAGGAUGCUAAUGGUUCUGAUAUGAAUGCCAUUGCUAGUUUCAUCGAGCAAAAACACACACUUCAUCAAAAUUUCAGAAAGGCAUUAGGUGCAAGGUUAAGGAAGCUUGUUAGUCAGGGGAAGCUUGAAAAGGUACACAAUUGCUACAAGAUUAAAAAGGACACCCCAUCAGGAACGAGAUUACCCUCUCCAAAAUCACCUGUGCCAAAACAAAAUGAGAUUUGGCCACAACAAUCCCCGACCUCUAGUUUUGUAACAAGGGAUGAGAUAAUAAAGGAUGCCGCUGAUACUGCAGCCUACAGAGUUGCUGACGCCGAGAACAAAUCAUUUUUGGCCGCCGAGGCAAUCAGGGAGGUGGUGAGAAUCUCAAGGCUGGCUGAAGAUACUGAUUCAAUAAUACAGCUUGUGCAAGAUAUUUAUGAACGAUGUUCACGUGGUGAAAUUGUUCUUUUGGCUUGAGUUAGUGAAUGUGAGCCGAUAUGGAUCCAGCAAAUUCAUCAAUCCGGUGAAUAUUAUUUGAGUAGCUCUCUAUUUUUCCUCCCUCUCCAAUAGUAUUAGUACCGGUUAGUAUUUCUUGUGAAGCCAUGUUUCUUUGAGGCUGGUACACCUUCCUUGGUCUCUAGAUAUUAUCCAUGGAAGCUGUCUUUCAUUUGAGAUUGCCACAAAGAAAAAUGUCUUCUUUGAUGUAUACCUCCAUAUGGCUGCUGAUGUUAGAAUUUUUACUGGUAUAUGUAAGUAGGAGUAUAAAAGUUGUAAGUGUUUGUUUGUAAGAUAUAUCAUUAUUCAAACAAAUUUGAUGGAAUAUUGAGCUUCUCCAAAAAUUCAUUGAACUGUUGUUUUUCAAAUUAUGAA
Messenger RNA from Lotus japonicus, 1350 nucleotides. Its product is annotated as telomere repeat-binding factor 4-like. Gene Ontology annotation, cellular component: nucleosome. The coding region runs from base 109 to 957 and encodes 282 amino acids. Gene Ontology annotation, biological process: nucleosome assembly. The record is from RefSeq and is a predicted model, not a curated record. NCBI's taxonomy places the organism in Eukaryota, Viridiplantae, Streptophyta, Magnoliopsida, Fabales, Fabaceae. The transcript is spliced from 7 exons. Gene Ontology annotation, molecular function: double-stranded telomeric DNA binding.